Molecule: messenger RNA, 1284 nt
Organism: Blepharisma stoltei
Lineage: Eukaryota; Ciliophora; Heterotrichea; Heterotrichida; Blepharismidae
Source: the annotation of a GenBank genome assembly
AUGGAAUAUCAAAAAUGCUUUUAUCAAGGAUGUAAUGAGCUGCCUUUCGGCUAUUGUGAUUGCAAUGAAUAUUAUACAAUGUUCUGCCCAUCUCAUAUACGAGAGCACAUGUCAAGUGAUGAAAGGAAGCACCGUUUCAUUGAUUGCUAUCUCAAUGUCCCAACAGAAUCCCGAAAUAUAAUUAUAAAAAGACUUUGCGACAUAAAAUCAGAUAUAAGCUCUAAUAUUCGAUAUUUAACUGCCAAACGAAAUCUUCUUAUUGAAACAAUUAUUCACAGUUUUGAUAUGUCUCUUAAUUCUUUGAAAAAUCUAGAAAAAUACUGCAAUGAAACUAUAAAAUAUGUUUCUCAAAGCAAAAUCUCGAUUUUAGACCCCUCAAAUAUUACAAGUAUCCUUAAACUCAACCCAUAUGAAAUUGAAGAAAAACUAGAAUCUUGGGAUAUUAUAAAGCCUGAUUUAAAUUUUGACCAAAUAAUAAAAUUCAUUGAGCAAUUUUUUAGGAAUAAAACAUAUGAGUUUACUUAUGAAAAAUCGCCUAAUUUGAUAUUUUUUCAAUCACAAACUAAAAAUUUAAUAAGCUACAAUGUUGACGAAAUGAACGAAAAUAAAAUUUUAGAUGCCUUGAGUUUAACGAAUAAUAUGGACUGGAGUGUAUCAUUAUGUAAAAUACCAAGCCAAAGACUAUUUUGUUAUGGCCGUUGCUGCGGAAAUUGCUUUACUUUUAUUAUAGAGAAAAAUAAAACUAUAAGAGAUGUUGCUUUAGGAAAAGGAAAUUCAUUGCUGAAAACUGUAUUUAUGGAUAGUUUUGUUUAUGCAAUAGGCGGAGAAAAAAAUUUAGCUGAAAAAUAUAAUAUAGAAACAAAUAGCUGAGAGGAAUGCUCCACCCUUCCUUUUGGAAAUUAUAGUAGAAGUGUCAGCAUAGUCUAUAACAAUAAAAUUUUAAUAGCAGCUAGAGACAUGGAAAAUAUAAUUAGCUAUGAUAAACGUGAAGAUCAAUAUUUUCAGGUCCAGAAUUUAGUUUUAUCAAAGGGUUUAAAUAAAUGAUUAUUGACAGAUAAUAAAAGAGUUUAUGCAAUUGAACUAACAGCUGGAAUUUAUGAAUGCGAAAUAGAUAAUUUAAUGAUUUGGAAACGUGUAGGGGAUAAUCAAGUUAAAGGCAGAUAUAUUACUUCAUUUGAUGUGCAGUAUCAAAAUUCAUUUUAUCUUAUUAAUAGCAGUUAUGAUCUUAUUAAAUUCAGCCUUUCAACGAAAUCACUUGAUGUAGUAAAAACAAUUAUAAUCUAA